Molecule: messenger RNA, 4426 nt
Organism: Drosophila mojavensis
Lineage: Eukaryota; Metazoa; Arthropoda; Insecta; Diptera; Drosophilidae
Gene: nkd
Product: protein naked cuticle
Exons: 5
Coding region: 1139-4024 (961 amino acids)
Biological process (GO): negative regulation of Wnt signaling pathway
Cellular component (GO): cytoplasm
Source: RefSeq, a predicted model, not a curated record
CGUAUGUUCAGUUCGUUUCUGUACGCCCAUCGAGUUGGUCGUGUCUUCGCUUAAGACUCGCAUACGUAUCGCGUUUUGUGACUGUUCUGGAAAAUACGCGGGCAAACGUGCGUCCUUAACAAAUCAUAAAUAAACACAACAAUUGACUGAAAAUUUGUGUGCCAAGUGAAUGAAAACCGGUAUGGAAAGUGUUUACGAGAAGCGUUAAACAUCAACAGCAACAACAAAAUAUUGGAAAUUUAUUUCGUCUGUGCAUUGUGUGCAACGAAAAGCAAGUGCCGUUAAAUACAAAACCGCCCCGCAAACAAAAACAACCACAUAAACAACAACAACAACAACAACAGUUACACCCCAAAAAGUUGCCGCCGCAAUCGCAGUCGCUGUCGCCGUCGCCGCCGUCUCAGUCAGCGUCGCUGUUCGCAUUUGGAAAUACAAAUCGUGUUUUGCGCUUUAGCAUUUUGCAGUUAUUGUUGUUGGCCCGUAGUUGUUGGUGUUGUUGCUGUUGUUCAUUCGCCAAGUUAUUUACGUCGCGUCGCGCAAGCAAAAACAACAACAAAAAAUUUACAAUUAAAAUUACGCGCGCUACGUCAAAAAGUAUCUGCAAGAUACACACACACACACACACACCCAAAACAUACGCACGCCAAAAAUAAGCGAAAGAGCGAGAGGGAGAGCGCGAGAGAGUGGGUGUCUGUGUGAGCGAGACGGAACAGGUCGCACAAUAUGCGCAAAAUUCAACUAAAAUGCAGCAUAUCAAGGCUGUAAAAAGUUUUACGAUCCAGCCUUAACGCCAAGCGAAUCCCCCUCAAAGCCCCCGCCUCAACAAAAUAAUGCCAGAUACAAAUUAAGGUCGCCACCUACGUUGCGUUGUGGCACCUGAGAGCAAGUGUAAAAGUCUUAACAGCAGCAACAGCAGCAGCAUCAACGAGGAUAACCCACCCACAAAGGCCGUAAAACAUUUUGGCCAAAGCAACAUUUACAGUUACACUCGCUACACAGUCGCUCGUAAAUAGUCAGGCAGAACCAAACACAAAUAAACCAACAACAAUUGUAGUUGCAAAAAGCAAGCAGCAGCAGCAGCAGCAGAAGAAGAACAAGUAGAACAAGCAGCGGAAAAUAAAUAAAUAAAACAGCAGAGAUGGCGGGCAAUAUUGUCAAAUGGUGGAAGCACAAAAUACUCGGCGGCUAUAAACAAUUCUCAGUUCAGGAAUGCACCACAGACUCGGAGGAGCUGAUGUACCAUCAGGUGCGCGCCUCAUCCUCAUGCAGUGCACCGCCCGAUUUGUUGUUGGUCAGCGAACGUGACAAUAAUAUACAACUUCGAUCGCCUGUGGUUAAUAUAAUCACCACGCCCCCGGGCAAUGCAUCAAACGUCGCAGUCGCAGUCAAGCAACAGCAGCAGCAGCAGCAGCAACAACCACUCCUGCCGCAUCAGCAUCAGCAGCAGCAGCAACAUCAUCAUCAUGUGACCCGGCAACAGCAGGAGAUGAGCAGCAGUGGCAGCCAUAGCAAACACUUGCGCAUCAGCAGCGCCAAUGGCAAGCAUAACAAGUAUGUAAAUAUGCCACAACAGCUGGAGGAGGAUGUGGUCGAUGCAGCCGCAGCCGCAGCAGCAGCGGCAAUGCCCCUGCCACAUGCAACACAUCCGCAAUAUUCGCGACAUUUGCAUCAUCACAGCAAGGAGGAGCGCAUACGCUUGGAGGAAUUCACCUGCGACGUAUCCGUUGAGGGUGGUAAAUCGUCGCAGCCACUGCAAUUUUCAUUCACAUUCUACGAUCUGGAUGGGCAUCAUGGCAAAAUAACAAAGGACGACAUUGUGGGCAUUGUGUAUACCAUAUACGAGUCCAUUGGCAAGUCCGUGGUGGUGCCGCACUGUGGCAGCAAGACAAUUAACGUGCGCCUCACCGUCAGUCCGGAAGGCAAAUCGAAAACGCAGGCAGCUGCCGCAGCCGCCGCCGCCGCUGCUGCUGCGGCCUCCACAUGCCACAACAACAACAAUAGCAACACGAACAACAACAACAGCAGCAGCAGCAGCAAACUAAAGAAGCUGCCCACGGGUCUGGCGGCCAUGUCGAAAACAGGAGCAGCAGGAGCAGCAGGAGCGGCAGGAGCGAAUGGCGUGGCACUAACGACAUCCGGCGGCGCACGCCGCCAGCAUCGUCAUCGACCACGCAAACUGAUUAAGUCCGAUGACGAGGACGAUGACAGCAAUAGCGACAAGGAGAAGGAGCUGGCAGCUGCUGCGCUCGAGCAGCACCAGCCCAGUGGCAGUGGCAGCGGCAAGCCGUCAAAGUCCAGAUACCAGAGGAACAAUACUAAAUUGGAGCCAUGCUGCAGCGGACAGGCACAAUCACAGUCGCAGUCACAGUCGCAGUCACAGUCUCUGUCGCAGUCGCAGUCGCAGUCGGAGCAGCACACGCCGGACAAUGGGCACAGCAAUACCUGCGAGAAUAUGCUGAAUCUCAAAUGCUGCAGCAUUGCCAACAAGGAAGCAGCCGUCGAUGUCCUCGACCACUGUCCACAGCGGGCACAGCGACAUCAGCACCACAGCAACAGCAACAGCCACCACAGCCAUAGCCACAGUCAGGAUGUCUACAUGAAGCAGGCCACACAGCGCGUCAAAAUGUUGCGAAAAGCGCGAAAACAAAAGUAUCAGGAUCACUGCCUUGAAACGCGUCAGCGCAGCCUCUCCGUGGGCAACGACACCUGCUGGCAGAAUCGCCAUCUGCAGCCUCAGUCGCAGUCGCAGUCGCAGUCGCAGCAGCCGCAGCAGCAUCUGAGCGGCGGCCAGGCACAGAAGAGCGGCUCUUCGUCGCCGCCGUUGGGCGAGCCGCCGAUGCUCGAUGGUGUGCAACUGCGUCAGCCACGCCCACAGUCGCUGCUCGCCCAACAGCAGCGGAAAUCGGCCGAGUGCUGGAAAUCGGCGCUGAACCGCAACGAUUUGAUUAGCAUCAUCAGGGAGAGCAUGGAAAAAAAUCGCUUGUGUUUUCAGCUAAAUGGAAAACCCCAAGCCAAUGUGAGUCCCAUACGGCAACCGGCAGCACAACAACAACAACAACAACAGCAACAGCAACGCCAACGCUGCAAUACCGGAUCGAAAAUCCCGACACUAAUUGCGAAUCACAGUCCACAGUCCGGUCCAUCGCCGCUCAGCUGCAGUCCGCCCACACAGUCGCCGGUGCCGCAUCAUAUAGAGGGCGGGCACGAUACGGCCAACAGCAGUGUCUAUCAUCCGCAGCCGCAUAUACCCAUCUACCAUCAGCAGCUGGCCAUUAAUCCGGCCGUGGUGGCGGCACAGCACAGUCACAACAGCGCCCACAACAAGCUGAAUCUGUGCGGCUACGAUUCGUUUCUGCAUGCCACCAUUUGUGGCGGCGGCGCCGCCCACUCGCCACCAGCCACGCCCAGCAAUGUGGCCACCGUGCAGCCCAUACCGAAGAAGAGCAGCAAACAGCAGCAACAUCAGCAGCAGCAGCAACAUCAGCAGCAGCAGCAGCAGCAGCAGCGCAGCAGCAAGGAUUACAAAAACUAUGGCAAUCUAAUCUAUGCUAAGCUCAGCGAGCAGCUGCAGCAAAAGGAGCGCGAGCAGCGACGCCAGCAGCGACACAAACAGCAACAGCAGCAGCAGCAGCAGCAACUGCAGCUGCAAUCAAAGUCAUCAGCCAUACGAGAAACAACACGUCCCAUGGCCACCUCCAGCUCCAGUUCGGCUGGCUCGAAGAUCUAUGGCGAUGCGCUUGAGUGUGCCCAUUUGCUGGCCAGCGAGGAGGAGGAGCCCGCCAGUCCCAUGCUGACGAGCACGCCCAGCAAAGUGGUCUCCACGGACACGCUGAUCGACCUGAACGACGAGGUGGGCGAGGCGGUGGCCGAGGCAGUCACGGCCAAGGAUCUGGAGGAGCCGUCCGCGCAGCUGGCGGCAGAUGUUGAUCUGGACACUAGUGCGUCCAGCUCCAUGAUACAUCGCUAUGUGCACGAGCACAUACAUCAUCACUAUCAUCACUUCAAGGAGCAGAACGAUAUCUAAUCCAAUGUUGCUUAAGCGCCGCGAUUUUUUUUUUUUAAUUUUUCUCUCUUUUUUAUUUUUUUUGUUUAAUUUUUAAUGUAGCGCAAUUUGUAAUUUAUUGAUAUUAUUUGUACGAUAAAGUUGCAUUAUAUAUAACGUAUAUAUAGUAUAUCUAGUUAUAGAUAUAUAGACAGAAAACUGAAUCUGAAUUCCAAGUCCUUGAAUGUAGAAUUCUCUCUCUCUAGCUGAAGAUUAAGAUUUUUGCGCCUUUGCCUUAGCAGCAGCAUUUAGUAGCCAUCGAUUGCUUCGCUUAUGCACCACAGCCUAGCAACAUAUCAUUGCUGUACUAUAAACAACAACAACAACUACAACAACCAUAAAAUAUUAAUUAAACAAAAGCAAAACACAACUAAUUAAUUGUUU